Molecule: messenger RNA, 5939 nt
Organism: Cyprinodon tularosa
Lineage: Eukaryota; Metazoa; Chordata; Actinopteri; Cyprinodontiformes; Cyprinodontidae
Gene: tmem131
Product: transmembrane protein 131
Exons: 41
Coding region: 107-5398 (1763 amino acids)
Cellular component (GO): membrane
Source: RefSeq, a predicted model, not a curated record
AAGAAGAGGCCACCGUCCUGAGUGGUUAGCCUUGGCUGCUCAGUGGAGUGGCAGUUUUUUCCUCUCAGUGCUAUGAUUGACAGAGGCAGCAGAGCUUUACACGGGCAUGUCGGCACACUCGCUCGGUUGUUAUCGUAACAACAGAGAGCCCAGCAGCAUGGCGAGCCCAGAGAGAGCCCACAGCUCUCACACAAGAACAACAGCGCGUGUCGGGGUCUUCAGGAUAUUAUUUAUUGCUUUUAUCCACGCAGCGCGGGCAGACAAACAAGCUUUCAUUCAGUCAGACACAAUUCUAGAGGUCCUACAUUUUGGUGAGGGAAGCCUUUUACAGGCAGAGUCUGAUAUGGAUUUUAGUUUAUAUCAUCAACAGAGCACAUCCCCACACCGAGGGAACUGCAGACCUAUACGGUUUGAACCUCCAAUGCUAGACUUUCAUGAACAGCCUGUUGGAAUGCCAAAAAUGGAGAAAGUUUAUUUACAUAAUCCUAGCUCAGAAGAAAUUAGUUUGAUAUCAAUAUCAGCAACAACAGCACAUUUUCACGCCUCCUUUUUCCAAAAUAGGAUAAUCCCACCAGGAGGGAACACAUCUUUUGAUGUAGUUUUUCUUGCUCGAGUUGUUGGAAAUGUAGAAAACACUUUAUUUAUUAAUACGUCACAUCAUGGAGUGUUUACAUACCAGGUUUUCGGGGUGGGCGUCCCAAACCCCUACAGGCUGCGGCCCUUCAUUGGGGCCCGGGUCCCUGUAAACAGCAGCUUCUCCCCUCUAAUAAACAUUCACAACCCCUUCAGUGAACCACUGCAGGUUGUUGAGAUGUACUCCAGUGGCGGGGAUCUUCAUUUAGAGCUUCCCACGGGCCAACAAGGAGGUACCGGAAAGCUUUGGGAGAUCCCUCCUUUCGAGACAAAGGGGGUGAUGAGAGCCAGCUUCUCCUCCAGAGACGCAGACAACCACACGGCUUUCAUCAGGAUCAAAACGAAUGCUCCAAACGAAGACCAGUUCAUCAUCCUCCCUGUUGAGGUUGAGGUCACAGCAGCUCCUGGUAUUUACUCCUCCACAGAAAUGCUUGAUUUUGGUACGCUUCGAUCACAAGAUCGCCCCAAACUCCUGAAUCUGCAUCUUUUAAAUUCAGGAACAAACGACGUUCCGAUCACGAGCGUACGGACGACUCCUUCAAACGAAGCCGUCACCAUAGAUUUCAAAGCAGUUACACUCAAAGCGGGAGAGAGCAGAUAUACUAAAGUUGCGACGAUCAGUUUUGAUGCCUCAAAAGCAAGAAGACCUAAUCAGUUUUCUGGUAAAAUUACAGUUAAAGCAAAAGAAAAGAGUUAUUCUAAGCUUGAAAUCCCAUACCAAGCAGAGGUUUUAGAUGGCUACCUCGGGUUUGACCACACAGCUACGUUGUUCCACAUCAGAGACAGUCCUGUGGGUCCAGUAAACAGACCGAUUUUCCUCACAAACGCCUUCGGCUUUGCUAUCCGGAUACACAACGUGUCGCUGCCUGAAGAGGCCAAAACGAUGUUCGAAGUGCAGAACUUCAGCACGCCCAUCCUCAUCCCUCCAAACGAAUCCCGGUACAUCUUUUCCCUCCUUUUUCGGGCGGUCAGACCUUCCAUUCACAUAGACAGCAACAUCUUGCUGAUCACUAAUGCGUCCAAGUUUCAUCUGCCUGUCCGGGCCUACACCGGCUUCUUAGAGCCCGUCGUGUUGCCACCCAGUGUGAAGGAGAACGUCCUGGACUUUGGGAUCCGCAGCGCCACAGACACCAGCAACAUCAUAUUUGUGGUUGUCAACAGCAACCCCAUCGAGCUGGAGAUAAAGUCCUGGCUGGUCACAGGGGACAGUCUCUCCAUGGAGCUGCUAAAGACAGAGAAGGGAAACACGACGGCAGCCCUUAGUCGCCUGCUGGAGCUGCAAAACACUUCAGCCUCACAUCACAAAACAGUGAUACUAGCAUCUGGCUACUACGCAGCUUUCAGAGUGACGUUAGUUGCCAAGGCACUGGAAGGCGUAUAUGAUGGCGCCAUUCACAUCACAACAGAUUAUGAGAUAUUAACCAUACCAGUGAAAGCCAUCAUCGCGGUGGGGACAUUAAACAGCUCACCGAAGCACAUCACUUUGCCUCUUUCAUUUCCAGGAAAAGUUGUUCACCAAAGCUUCAACAUCCAGAGCUCUUUCACGCAGAAAGUCCGUCUGCAGCAGAUCCGCUCGCUGACGGAGGACAUCAGGUUUUAUUACAAGCGACUGCGCAACAACAAAGAUGAGCUGGAGCCCCGACGCAAAUCAAAGGUGGCAAAUAUUUAUUUUGACGCCAGCUUGCAGUGUGGUGAUCAGUGUUAUGUGGGCCUGCCAUUUGUGCUUAAAUCUGAAUCGAAGCCCCAUGGGCUGGCGUUACAGGAGGACAUGUGGGAUGCUGAUGUAGACCUUCAUCAGAAACUCCUUAAACGGUGGAGGGAGAUCAAAGAACGAUCAGGACACAAAAUUGAAGCAGUCUUUGAAGUCAACACGGACCUCCAGAAGAACAUUGAAGCUAAAGUAACGGCCCAUCUGACCUGGCCUUCCCUCGUUAACUCCUCCCAGAGAAUCACAUUCCCCCUGACCAGCACCAACAGCUCCUCCGAAGAGGAGGUGGUUCUGCAGAACCCAGCAGACGUCCCCGUCUACGUCCAGGUCCUCCCUCUGGCCCUCCUUCCCAACCCCUCCGUGUUUUCUGGAAAAUUAGCCGACAGGCUGCCAUUAGGAAAUUUGUCCAGCAUCAACAUCGAUACGUUAGAGUUCCAGGUGUUCAGAAAUCAAACAUCUCUAAUAAAGAGCAGCUCAGGGUUUGUUGAAGGCUCAAACAGGCCCUUUGUCUACAAUCUCAUGCUGCUGCCAGGGGAAAUAAAGUCAUUCAGCGUGAGGUUCACGCCCAUCAGCAACCACAGCGUCUCCUCUCUGCUCAUAGUCAGGAACAACCUGACGGUGAUCGACACGAUCGUGCUUCAUGGGCGAGGUACGACAGAGAGCCUGAAGGUUGCAGGGAAGCCGCCGGGGCAGGGAAGCUCGCUGAGGUUUAAGAUGACUGAGGCUCUGCUGAAGGACUGCACAGAAAAAAUAAAAGUCAAAGAGCCAAACUUCACUCUCAGAAGGACGUUCAGAGUGGAGAACACUGGAUUGCUCCCCAUCACCAUCAAAUCGGCAGAAAUCAACGGGAAAGCCUGCGAAGGAUAUGGAUUCAAAGUUCUCAACUGUCAGGAGUUUGUACUUAAGCCAAAUACUUCAAAAGACCUCAUCAUACUGUUUACACCCGACUUCACCACUUCUCGGGUGAUCCGGGAGCUGAAGCUGGUAACACAAGGCGGCUCGGAGUUUGUGUUCAUCCUGAACGCCUCGCUGCCCUACCACAUGUUAGCUGCUUGUGCUGAAACUCUGCCCAGACCCAGCUGGGAGCUGGAGCUCUACAUCUUGGUGUCAGUCGUUAUGAGCUCCAUGUUUCUGUUGGUGAUCGUCACGGCGUACCUGGAGGCUCAGAGCAUCUGGGAGCCUUUCAAGAGACGCGUCUCUGUAGAGCCCAACUCUGGCAUGGAGACUGGGAGACCGUUCAACCUCAGGGAAAUAGUUUUAAAUGACUAUAGCGACUCAUCGCAGAACCCCAGGGGGUUUUACUCAUCCAGUAAUGGAUCAGCAAAGGUCGGAGGUCGACAUGGCAACGGCCGUACCUUACCAGAACCCGACCUCCAGGACAAGAGGCCCAGAAUCCCUUUUGGCACCAAAGGAAGUUCGUCCUCCAGCCAAGAUGGCGCCCAAGCUCCCUGCCAGUUAAUUAAUCGGAAAGCUCGUAACAUAAAACAGCUGGAUCUCCAGAGUCCAGCUUUAGCUGGAUCGCCGCUGCAGGAGGAUCCAGAAUAUUCCAGCCUGAUAGGAGCCAUGGACAACGAUCUUGACCGUCCAGAGUCCCUUGGUACCAUCCAAAGCAAAGUGUUGGACCCCAAAGGGAAGCAGCGUUCAAAAACAAAAGCCCCAAGAAAGAAGGAAGAAAAGGAGAAAAAAUCAAGAUUAAAGACUCAGGGAGACGAGCUGAAAGAGAACCUGGCAGACAACGACGACAGCUCCUCCACCACCACAGAGACCUCAAACCCAGACGUGGAGACAAACCUCAAAGAGGAACCAGUGAAAAAGAAAGGAAGAACAACAACUGGAAAAAUAAAAGAGGACACUUCAAAUUUCCAAGGCAAAGCCAAAGAAAGAAAACAAGAGGCUUCAAAGAAAGAGACCCAGACAGAAAAAUCCAGUUCUCUGGAGCUGCCAUAUGUAACACCGCUGGAAAACAAGCAACGCAGGAGCUUUGCACCCAAACCUCUUCACCCCCUUAUCACAAAGACGAGACCUGCACAGAAACAAAGAAUAGAGGGGAAGCCAGAAGACGGGCGGCCCUUGCUUUUGGCUAAGCUGUCAUCCAGCUCCUCUGUACCAGAGCUGGGUCACAGCAGCAGCUCUGAAGGGGAGAAGGACUACGCCCAUCCAGAGUGGGAUAUCCCUCUUCCUGAUAGCAUGCCAGCAGAUAGUCUUCAGCAGAUUGCCAUGCAGACAUUAAAUGCAGAUCCUUUCCUGAAGAGUUCUGCCCCAGCUGGGACCUGCUCCCCUCCACCAACCUCUCCAGGUUCCCUCUUCAGAAGCCCCUACAGCAACGUGGUGAACAACAGUGAGUUAAACCUGAAAAAGGCUCCAGGAAAUAAGCUUUCUACAGGCACUCCAGUCCCAGGAAAAAACGGGAACCCCACCUUUGCUGCUGUAGCUGCAGGUUAUGACAAAAGCCCAGGUGGCUCAAGUAAAGGAGACCCCCCUGGGAAGACUCUGGCAAACAUGACGUCAGUGGAGAGCGACAGCUCAGACAGCUCUGGAUUAUGGAGUCCAGUCGACACCGCCGGCAGCCCGAACUACCAGUCUGACAAUUCUUUUUCCGCUUUCGGCCCCAACAGCUCCUUCAACCUGACUAGAGUUUUCAGUGUAAUGAAUCUUUCAAAGCCAUCCGAGCCUCAGCCCAGCUGGCCAGAGUUCACCCCGGUCUCCUCCACCCCCUGGGACAUCCCCAGCAGCGACCCUCUGCACUCCUGGCCCAGCAGUUCCAGCCCACCGACCGCUCCGACCGCAUCAUUCCUGGGAAACGCUUGCAAUCCGUGGUCUGCCACCACGCCCUUCAGCAGCUCCAUCUGGUCAACAAGCGCAGAUUCAACGCUACACCCUUUCUCUCCGUCAACCAGUUCAGCCGCUCUGACUAAUCUGGUCAGCAGCCCCACCCCGUCGUCGCCGACGGCUUCCACCGAGAUGAGCAGGACCUUCAACCCCUGGAGCGCGUGGCGUCCCACCCUGAGCAGGCGCAGCUCAGAGCCCUGGCCCAGCUCCCCUGAUAACGCCAACUAAGACGCACCUUACAGGAGUUCUGUUUGCCAGACGAGUCUUUAAACGAUCAGAGAUCAGCCCCUCUCAGAAGCAGCAUUAUGACGCAUUUGAUUAGCCCAGAAACCUUUAUUUCUCUGCAGCUUUUUAUUCCCACAAGGCAGUGAUGCUUAUUUUUAUUUGGGUUUGUUUUUAACAGGAGAUCCUGAAAUAAAAGCGGAUGACAUAGAAAGUCUAAUAAUGCUGCAUUCCUCCUUUAAAGUUCUCGGUUCUUAUUGGUUUCUUAUUAAAAGUCCAUUUGAGGAGCCAAAUUACUUCCAUUCUUACUGGCAUCAUUGCACUUUGCUUUUAUUUGGCAGAAGGGAUCUUUAGAAAUCUAAAAUUGGAUUAUUAUUUUUAAUAGUCAUCAUCCCAUAAAAGUUUUGGGUAUAUUCAUGUUGUCCAUUUUUAAAGUGGAAUUAUUUGGUCCAGAGAUAAAGGAAAACAGAUUCCUCAGCUCGGGGUUUGAACUGUUCUCAUGUCGCCUUGUUUGUCAGCAAGUUUAAUUAAAGGUUUUCAGCAGAAA